GAGUCGCAGGAAACCCGAGCUGCGAUAUUUCUGAUCUUACGCGGUCACGCGCACGAAUCCACAGUUUCUGGACUCCCUCAGGGCUUGGCCGGUGUACCGGACAUCGCGCGAGCCGCUCGCUGAUCACACUGUCAAAAUAAAAACCUCUGCUAUGAGCGAAAUAGGUUCGAUGUGACAUACACUCUGGUAUUCAUUUUCGCUCUGUCUUCGGUCACGUUCGCCCAGUAUGGCGAUCACCGUGCACCGCACCCCUUUUCGGGUCGAUCCAACCGCUAUCUAGCGACUACAACGGCAACUACAUUCUCAAGAUCGUCAAAGCCCGUGUUCUGCAGCACCAAUCGCUUAACCCUUCUGCCGUUGCGUGCAACAACCUAUAGCGGCAACGUAGUUCGUGACUAAUCACAAUUAUUAAACAUAAGUUGGGCAAUACUUAGACGAUCAGCGAGUCACUUACAAAUCACUGAUUUGAAAUCAGUACUGAUUUGAAAUCAGUGAUGCACCGUACAAGAUUUUAUACCACGAGAUGAAUUUAUUGGAAUGUGCCACAAUUUAUAGCGAUCGUCAACCACUCGUAAUUUUAUAACUUUCAACAAUCGUGUGAUUAUUGUUGACUUUACUUGUGACGAAUUGCAAUUUAUUGCGAUGACGUGCGUCAACACGCUGCCUCUACUAGAAGGCGCGAAAUUAACAAUUCUUGAUGAAGGUGCGAAAAAGGGUGGAUGCAAUGUAUGCAAGAAAGUUAAUCGCAGGAUGGAUACAGAUGUGGAAAGAUCUAGAUCCUAGUAAGACAUUUGACUUAUUGUUGUUCUCUGAUCCGAAGUCUACAUAUAGACACGAACCAGAACCUUUUAGGUCGAGCAAUGUACAUAUUCAUGAUUAUUACACAGUCGACGUAAAUCAACUUGAUGCCAAUACCAUUAAUGAUAAGGACUUUGAUACUCUCGAACAUAUUUUAAAAGCCAUGGAGACGAAAUCCACCGUGAUCAUAGAUUGCCUGACAUCUCUGAUAUUGUUCGUCGGUUUGUCCAAAGCAUUGUGGUUCUUAGAAAAAUUAAAUAAGGAAGUAGAUCUGCAAUUAAUCUGCAUCUAUAGACGAGACUUUGUGCAGUGUCAGAUUCCUUGCAUCGAGGCACUAGGUACCAAAUACAUGAAAAUAGAAAGGUUUCAUGGUAUACACACAAAUGAUAAUAUUAACUAUACGGUGGAGAUUACGCACCGUAAACCAGGCGGUAAGAUUUUAAGACAACAGAAAUUAGUAACUCAAGAUAGUACUACUUAUGAAAUUCAAUCAGAGAAAGUUGAAACAAACAAAAGAUUGGAUGCGAUAUAUAAAAAUGAGAAACAGAAAGUUGAAUCUUCAUUUAGGAUAGAAAUAAGUGAACAUGAAAUGAAACAGAGAGAAGAAACGGUGCUACCGUAUAUGAUCAAUUCGAAUCCGACAAACACAUCAAAAAUUCAUUAUCAACCAGAGGACAUCGAUGACAUUGAUGAAGAAGAUCCGGAUGAUGAUUUGUGUAUCUAAUUCGUGCAUGAAAUGCAUUGAUAAUUCAUCAUGGGACAUUAAUAUACAGUCGUCGGAUGUAUUUAUAUUUAUGCCAUUGAUAUUUUAAGCAGUUAUUUAUUUUAUACUUGUUUUGCAUUUUAUACAAUUUUGUUCAAAGCCACAUAGAUGUAUAAUAUUUUGUUACUGUAACAACAGCCUCCUAAUGAAAAAAUCACUUAAAGGAUACUUGAAAAGUACAAGUUUUAUUAAUGCACUGUUCUUUAAAAUAUAUAUACUAGUUAGAAAUUAUCUUCGACGAUAGUUCAUCUAAAACAGUUUUGUAAAAAAAUACAAGUGCUUCAAAGACCUAGUCCCAAAAAGGAGGCUCGAAUAUCGUGUAAAUUCUUAACAUUUAAAAAUAGAAUGUUAAAUAGUAAUGUCCAUCUUUGGCAUUUGUUGUAAUAUAGAUAUAUCACUUUCAUCUGCAAGGUCUGAUUUUAUAAUAAAAUAUAUAUGACAGA
Megalopta genalis is the source of this 2004-nucleotide messenger RNA. The record is from RefSeq and is a predicted model, not a curated record. Lineage: Eukaryota; Metazoa; Arthropoda; Insecta; Hymenoptera; Halictidae.